Venustampulla echinocandica is the source of this 918-nucleotide messenger RNA. RefSeq lists its product as uncharacterized. Lineage: Eukaryota; Fungi; Ascomycota; Leotiomycetes; Helotiales; Pleuroascaceae. The coding region runs from base 1 to 918 and encodes 305 amino acids. The record is from RefSeq and is a predicted model, not a curated record. The transcript has 3 exons.
AUGCCAGACAGACACGUUAUCUCCAGGGGCGGAGGAUAUAACAAUCGAGGUCGUUCUCGAGGCGUCAAACCCCCAUUCUCAAUUGCCUACGACGGCAGGCGCGAAACCUUAAGGAAAUUGAACGACCGCGCAGAAACUAUCAUGAAGAAGUGCUACGGGCUUCGCGACGUUAGUUCAACCGGGCUUGUUAUUGAUUUGAUUAUCCGGGAUGGCGAGGAGGGCUGUUGUUAUAGAUCAGACUCAUGGACACCCAUGCCCCUUCCCGAUAAUGUGCGGAUGUACGGACCGGGGGACUUUAUGACAAUCAAUGAGGCCCGCGACGCCGUUCGUGCUAGGCCCGGGCACACUGUGGAAGAUAGAAGCGACAAUGAAAGCCCAGGCACACUUUCAACACAGGCCAGUAUCGGUACAUCAGAACCACGACCACGUACGCCAACAUCUAAACUACCUGCUGGUACAGCUAGUCAAUCAACAUCAACUCUCCACGAUAUGCCAAUUUUUGGUACCCCGGAUCUGUCGGUGUUACACAAUCCCUCGUCAAUUCAACAGGAGGGCCGCGCAACUCCAAGCUUAUACACAGGAUCAACAUGUACACCUGAACAGUCUGCUAGCUGGCCACAAUCUUCAUGUUUUGUUAAAUCGGAGGACUCGAAUGAGAGUCUCAAUCUUUAUCAAGGCUUACAGCUUGGGGGUCUCUUGGGCGAUCUCGUGGAUUCGAAUAAGGACGACGGAAAGGGCGAUCUAGAAGUCAAAUUUGAGAGAAGUCAACCUUCAUUUCUCUCCUUCGUGCCAUCAUUUAAAAGCUCAGAAGUCAAGCCAUUCCCAUCUGUUCCAGCACGCGCCCGUGUUCCACAGAAAAGGGCAUCGGAUGUGGAAUUUCUGUCCGACAUCCGUUCUCCUAAAAGGAUGCAUCGCUAG